Jatropha curcas is the source of this 691-nucleotide messenger RNA. RefSeq names its product protein yippee-like At4g27745. The record is from RefSeq and is a predicted model, not a curated record. NCBI's taxonomy places the organism in Eukaryota, Viridiplantae, Streptophyta, Magnoliopsida, Malpighiales, Euphorbiaceae.
UUUUUUUUUUUUUUUUUUUUUUUUUUUGGGCAGACUUUUUGGGUCAUGUUGUAGGUAAAGAAACUUAUUGUAUCGUCUCUCUUAUUCAUGGUUUGAUCAUACACACAGUAGAAACUGCAACUUACUUUUCUUCCACUUUAUACCUCUACCUGCAAUUGUUGAUUAAUGGCGGAAUUGGUGGGUCCACGGUUGUACAGCUGUUGUAAUUGUCGAAACCAUGUUUCUCUUCAUGAUGAUAUUAUUUCCAAGGCUUUUCAGGGAAGACAUGGCCGAGCAUUUCUGUUCUCCCACGCCAUGAACAUUGUUGUGGGACCUAAAGAAGAUAGGCAUCUCAUUACUGGUCUCCACACCGUAGCUGAUAUCUAUUGCGCUGAUUGCCGUGAGGUUUUGGGUUGGAAGUAUAAGCGAGCUUAUGAGGCUUCUCAGAAGUACAAGGAAGGGAAAUUCAUAUUUGAGAAGUCAAAAAUUGUUAAGGAAAAUUGGUAGCAACUUACUAGGAUGAUCCUUUGAUUUAUAUUCUUCACAGUUUGUCAAUUGUUGAGCAUAUAAUGCUUCGUAAUGGUUGUCUUGUACAUAAAUUCAUUGUGGAAUUGAAAUUUGUCAUUGUUUCUCAUUGUGUCAUAUCCGAGAAGAAGGUGUACAAAUUGUUAAUUUUUCUGUUAAUAAAAUUAAUUUUUCUAUUUCAGUUCUA